CAAUACGAAAGGGAAAGAAAGCACUACUUUCGUACAUCUCCGUCUCUCAUUUUUUCUCAACAGAAAAAUUCCAUUGCACAAAAUCGUACCUUUUCACCACAUGGAAAGGUUGUCCAUUGCAUCGACCACUGACCAACUCCSGAGCCCUAAUAUUGAUAACUUAUAAUUACAUGUUGCUAUAYCUGACGAUAGUAUUCCUGUUCUUCUAUAACACCAACGCGCACGGAAUCAUUAUGGACUUCACCCUGAACACAAUUUUGGGCGAUAGCGAUUGUGCAACGCUGUUGGCGAGGAGCCUUUUCUUUGUGUCGAGGGGCAAUCAAAAGAGACUCGCUCUGGGGGGAACAUGUGGUGAUCGAACAGCAAAUGGGAUGGAAAGAAAAACAGAUACGGAUGCAUGUGUGGUGAGCUUUCACGAGCGAACCUCCAAGAAGAGGGGCAACAAGUUGUUGGGAUCGGGGUUAUUUUCCGUUGUCAAGCAUCGCGACUCGCUGGUYGUAUUGGAGAACCAAAAUCGGCAACAGCACCUCAAGCACAUCGACGAUGACGACGAAACCGCCUCUACAGUUGACAUGGACGAGGAUGAAUUUCCGGUCGCCGCUUCCUCCUCCUCGAACCAUCGCGAGAAAAAAGAGAGGAGGUCGGUGCAGUUCGAAGAGGAGUUGGUGACGGCUGUGUACACGCGUCCCCGAACGACAAAGGAAGACAAAUACUAYCUUCACUACGACGAAUACGACUAUAUGGAUUUCAAGCUGGAAUACAGAGAUCAGUUGCUCCAGCAAAGAGAUCGGGAGAGAAAUUCCAAAGGAAGAAUUAGCAACCAACAACAACAACUGCCUUGUUACAGGAGGAGUCCCCGCAAGGUUUCCUUCAAGCGAGAAGUCGUUGAGAGUGUCCACCCCGUGAUGGAUCGAAGCCAACGAAAGAAAAUCCAGAAGGAUCUCUUCUACACGGAAGAGGAAAUGAGAACGUUCUUGGACGAGUUUGUCGUUUCCCUCCAAAAGCAACAACAGCAGCAACAACAAGUAGUGGUAACCUCGUGAUUGUCCAUGCAACGCAACACAGCGAUAUGAACGAGGUGUCAUUUACAGGCAUCACUGAAUGUCUCUUCGCAAGUGAAAACCAUUAUYAGUGGUUGCGAUCGAACCCUGCCUGUCUGCUACAAGAUGUACAGUACGAUCAGCGUAUCUUCCCGGCGGAUUAAAGAUUUCGAGAGCGAGGUGAACCACUCGGUGGCAGCCUUGGAUACGCAGCACGCGUUAUAUCUGCUCCACAACGAACGAACAAGUAUGCACUGUAUUGUUUUGUACAUGCCUAUAUAUUAUUGUAAGAGAUGACGAUGAUGAUGACCAUCCUGUGGGCACGUGGAGCCUGGAAAAAUCUAUGAUCAUCAGCAUUGGGCGAGCUACUAAGAAACGAAUAUUCACGGCUCAGCUGGUGGUAUUUCCGCACACCAAACAAUUCAACUCAAAAGUAGGUGAUGACACGAGACGAAGCAACACAUUCGUAGAUGGCUCCCAUAAGAAUCAAACCACAAGCCAAAUGCCUGUUUCUGUCACCCCCUUUUCACUUGAUCGAUGCCGAACGAAACACAACAACAACGCUACUGCCAACGCCAUCACACGAUGGACGAUGAUGGUUCGUUCGAUCGAUCGAUCAAUCAAUCACAAGAACGCAAACAACUUGCGAUUCAAAAUGUUUAUUAAUUAAUGCUAAAUAGUCUG
This is a messenger RNA of Pseudo-nitzschia multistriata, 1724 nucleotides long. The record is from the annotation of a GenBank genome assembly. NCBI's taxonomy places the organism in Eukaryota, Bacillariophyta, Bacillariophyceae, Bacillariales, Bacillariaceae.